Messenger RNA from Acanthochromis polyacanthus (spiny chromis), 1310 nucleotides. Its product is annotated as ras-related protein O-Krev. Gene Ontology annotation, molecular function: GDP binding; GTPase activity; GTP binding. Gene Ontology annotation, cellular component: plasma membrane. NCBI's taxonomy places the organism in Eukaryota, Metazoa, Chordata, Actinopteri, Pomacentridae. The record is from RefSeq and is a predicted model, not a curated record. Gene Ontology annotation, biological process: negative regulation of synaptic vesicle exocytosis; Rap protein signal transduction; cellular response to cAMP.
UAGUUUUUGAUGAAAACAUGACGUGUUGUAUUGAUGUUUUUCUUUCUUUUGUUCAUUCCAGACAGUCCAGUUUGUGCAAGGCAUUUUUGUGGAGAAGUAUGACCCCCAAUAAGAAGACUCCUACAGAAAGCAAGUCGAGGUCGAUGGACAGCAAUGUAUGCUUGAAAUCCUGGACACAGCUGGAACAGAACAGUUCACGGCUAUGAGGGACCUGUACAUGAAGAAUGGCCAAGGCUUUGCUUUGGUGUACUCCAUUACAGCUCAGUCGACAUUUAAUGACCUACAGGACCUCCGGGAACAGAUCCUGCGAGUAAAGGACACAGAGGAUGUUCCCAUGAUCCUGGUGGGCAACAAGUGUGACUUGGAGGAUGAGCGUGUGGUCGGCAAGGAGCAGGGUCAGAACCUGGCCCGUCAGUGGAACAACUGUGCCUUUUUAGAGACUUCAGCUAAAUCAAAGAUCAACGUUAAUGAGAUUUUCUAUGAUCGGCGACAGAUCAACAGAAAAACGCCGAUGGAAAAGAAGAAGACAAAAAAGAAGUCAGGUUGCACACUGCUCUAAAAUGCCCUCCCACGGUAGCUCCAGGCCAGAAACUUGUAAUGAUUAACUGUUUCCCAGUGGAUCGUGCCAGCAUUCCUAGUCCUCUCCAGAGCAUUUUGAAAAAGGCUGACAGAGAAACUCACCACUCACAAAAUGGCAGGAGACGGCACAUACUCAAGAAACUCUUUCUGCUUUUUAAUGGCAAAGAAAUACACCUCUUCUUUUGUAUCGUCAGCCUGAUGACAACUGUUUUUUCUUGUUUUUUUUCUCUUCUCCAAGGUGUCUUUCUUUUGGAAAUAUCAAUGUAAAAGAGGAGACCAUGGAUUUAAAUCCAUAAACGGAACUAAAAUGUUUUAUUCUUGACAUAUUGUGACAAAUACGUUUGCAAAAGAAUCCAUGUGAAAUGUUGGUCUUCUCGUACGUUUCUGCACUAACAGUGUCAAUGAAGAUGCAUCAUUGUCCAUAAGUUACUCGCUCCUACUUACAAGGAUCUGUAUUGAUGAGGUAACAUCUUUCCUAAGUGACUUGUUUAUAUUGAGAGCUUCAAGCCUUCCAUAUUUCCCAUAAUAUAUUCUACUUCCAUUUUGCAUAAUAAAGCUAAGGAAAUUAGUAUUUUAUAGACUGAUGGGGGGGGGGGAAUGGUGCGUUCUGAUUUGUCUUGAGGCUGAAAAUAUAUUGUACUAAACCAACUCUAAUAUUGCUUCUUGUGUUACCCUGUCACAGAUGAUUUUCCAGCUUUUAUGAAUGAUUAAAUUUUAGUACAUUUUCAUUA